AUGAAACCAUCUAAACUGCAAGAUCAUCUGAGAAGAUGCCACCCUGAUAAAACAGAGAAAGAUUUGAAAUACUUUCAAACACUCAAAGAUGAAUUUCAGAAGAGACCUACACUGGACAGAAUGUUCGCUUCGACGUCACAAAGAAAUGAUGAUGGUUUGCGGGCGUCUUACAAUAUCUCGUUACUUAUAGCAAAAUCCGGAAAACCGCAUACUAUCGGAGAGAAGUUAAUUUUGCCAGCCGUUGAAGAGGUUUUAAAAACUGUUUUACAGAAACCUGCAUCUGAUAUCAUUAAAAGAAUUCCCUUAAGCAACAAUACUGUUGAAAGACGUAUUGAUGAAAUGAGUUCUGAUAUUGAAAGCUUCUUUUGUAAUUAUUUGCAAACGACCCAUUUCUCUAUACAACUGGACGAGUCAACUUUACCUGAUAAUGCAGCAUUAUUAUUGGCAUAUGUUCGUUUUAUUAUGAAUCAAGAAAUCUACGAAGAACUGCUCUUCGCAAGAACUUUGAUAACCGACACUAAAGGUGAAUCAAUAUUUCAUGUUUUGAAGGAUUACUUCAUUGAAAAAGCAAUUCCUUUAUCAAAUAUAAUAUCAGUAGGUACAGAUGGAGCACCUGCCAUGGUUGGACGUUAUCGUGGAUUUAUAAGCUAUUUAAAACAAAAUGUGUCAGGGGUGUUAGCAAUACAUUGCGUCAUCCACCGACAACAUUUAGUUGAUAAAAAUUUUAGUGUGAGAUUGCAUGAAUCACGUCAUUUUUUCACUGAUGCAAUAAACCGAAUCCGAAGCAAUGCGUUGGAUGCGCGGUUAUUUGCGCAGUUGUGUGAAGAAAAUGACGAACACUUUCAUCAAUUACUCCUUCACCCUGAAGUACGCUGGCUGUCGAAAGAUUUUUUGCAUUUUUUGAGACUAUUUUAG
Acanthoscelides obtectus is the source of this 915-nucleotide messenger RNA. Lineage: Eukaryota; Metazoa; Arthropoda; Insecta; Coleoptera; Chrysomelidae. The record is from the annotation of a GenBank genome assembly.